AUGAACAUGGAAGAGAUGAAGAAAUCAUCAUCAGAAUCACAUCCUCCUCCGACUUCGUUCUCGUCGUUACCGUACGAAAUCGUUGUCAGUUGUUUGGCUCGUAUCUCAAGAAUCCAUCGUCCAACUUUAUCUCUCGUCUCCAAGAGUUUCCGAUCACUCAUCGCAUCCGCUGAGCUCGACGCAACACGAUCACGCAUGGGAAAAACCGAGGAAUGCCUCUAUGUAUGCUUGGACCUAAAUAAGAACAAACCUAAUCCUGACAUGAUUGUACCUCGCUGGUACGCACUUGCACCAAUUCCCAAACGACAGAAACUGCUUCCAGUCUCUGAUUUGUUUCCUUAUCAACAUCCAGAAUCCUCAACUAUCGUUUCAAUAGAUUCAGAGAUGUAUCUAAUCGGCGGAUUAGUAGAUGGAAAAAGAAGCAGAAGAAUGCUUUUCCUCGAAUCUCAUCGAUGGCGUAGCCUACCUGACAUGAUUGUACCUCGAGAAAGACCAGCGGCGGAAGUAAUUGACGGUAAGAUCUAUGUGAUUGGAGGCUGCAGCAAGCAUUGGGGUGAGGUUUAUGAUCCAAAGACACAAGCUUGGGAACCGUUAUCGCCCACAACACUAGAUCUCACCACUCAGAAGAGUGUGGUUCCAGGUAGAUUGGUAAUGGGUGGAAAAGUUUACGAGGUGAAUGGUUUGAGUCUUAGCUCCAAGCCGGAUAUUUGCUUGGCAGAGAUAGAGUCCAACAUGUGGCGCGAAAUACAUAUCUCCGGUAGUGAACUAUUUUGGCGUGAAAAUGAAUAUUCGUUGUGGUGUGUUGUUGAGGGACUUGAAAAACUGUCCCCCUCUUCAUAUUUUCCUACUCGUCCUGUUUCGGUGGCAAACUCCGGUGGAAGAAGAGUGACAGUUUGGUGGAAGACGGUGGAGUAUCGCCGUCAAGGUCGCCACUACACUAAGGACUGUAAAACGGAUAUUUGGUGCGCUGAGAUUUCGUUUCACUUCUUUCAGAUAUACGGUAUAACAAGGCUUCGAGGUUGUAUAGAAUGGUCUAAAUCUGUUUAUACUUAUGAUGGAUGUGACUGCCGUUCCGAAUUCUUUUUGCAUUCUGCUGUAGUGACGCAUUGA
This is a messenger RNA of Microthlaspi erraticum, 1110 nucleotides long. The record is from the annotation of a GenBank genome assembly. Lineage: Eukaryota; Viridiplantae; Streptophyta; Magnoliopsida; Brassicales; Brassicaceae.